Orycteropus afer afer is the source of this 3498-nucleotide messenger RNA. The record is from RefSeq and is a predicted model, not a curated record. Lineage: Eukaryota; Metazoa; Chordata; Mammalia; Tubulidentata; Orycteropodidae.
UCCCUGCCUACCCGGAAGCAGAGUUGCGCGGCAGAAGCGCCGCUGUGGAGCCACCGCCUCCUCGCGGCUUUGCGGCUGCUUGGGGAGCCGGGACCGCGGUGGCUCCGAACUGCCCUGAUGGUCCCCAGCGGGCUGUGGAGGCAGAGGCGGCGGGAGGAUGAGCUCUUCCCGGGAGUGGGGUGCGGACCUGGCCCGUUUCUACACUGUCACCGAGCCCCAGCGACACCCGAAGGGCUACACUGUGUAUAAGGUCACUGCCCGGGUUGUUUCACGAAGAAAUCCAGAGGAUGUCCAGGAGGGAGAAUCCUGAACCAGCCUAUUCAUGAACAUGUUCUCUGCCAUUUCCUUAAUUCUUUUUUGGGGAAAGUUCUUUUAUAUUAACAACUGUUGAUGAACAUUCAUCAGAAAGCUCUUAUAAUCGUAUGGAAAAGAUACAGUGACUUUAAGAAACUUCACAAAGAACUCUGGCAAAUUCACAAAAACUUAUUCCGACAUUCAGAAUUGUUUCCUCCAUUUGCUAAAGGAAUAGUGUUUGGACGAUUUGAUGAAACUGUUAUUGAAGAGAGAAGACAGUGUGCUGAAGAUCUGCUACAGUUCUCUGCAAACAUUCCAGCUCUUUAUAACAGCAAACAACUUGAAGAUUUUUUCAAGGGUGGAGUAAUUAAUGAUGGUUCUGAGUUGAUUGGUCCUGCUGAAGCUUGUUCGGACUCCCUCCUUGAUAGCUUUGCUACAUGUAGUACAGAAGGCUUCUCCAGUGACAGUGAUCUGAUAUCUCUUACUGUUGAUGUGGAUUCUCUUGCUGAGUUAGAUGAUGGAAUGGCUUCCAAUCAAAAUUCUCCUAUUAGAACUUUUGGUCUCAAUCUUUCUUCGGAUUCUUCAGCACUAGGGGCUGUUGCUUCUGACAGUGAACAGAACAAAACAGAAGAAGAACGGGAAAGCCGUAGCCUCUUUCCUGGCAGUUUAAAACAUAAACUUGGCAAGAGAGAUUAUUUGGAGAAAGCAGGAGAAUUAAUAAAGCUGGCUUUAAAAAAGGAAGAAGAAGAAGACUAUGAAGCUGCUUCAGAUUUUUAUAGGAAGGGAGUUGAUUUACUCCUAGAAGGUGUUCAAGGAGAGUCAAGCCCUACCCGUCGAGAAGCUGUGAAGAGAAGAACAGCAGAGUAUCUUAUGCGGGCAGAGAGUAUCUCUAGCCUUUAUGGAAACUCUCAACUUGAUAAUGUAUCAAAGGUUUUGCUUGUAAUAGACAAGAGGACAGAACAGACAUUCAUUUUAAAAGGUCUAAGGAAAAGCAGUGAAUACAGCAGGAACAGAAAGACCAUCAUCCCCCGCUGUGUGCCCAACAUGGUGUGUCUGCACAAGUACAUCAUCUCUGAGGAGUCAGUAUUUCUUGUGUUGCAGCAUGUGGAAGGUGGCAAACUCUGGUCCUAUAUCAGUAAGUUUCUAAACCGCAGUCCUGAAGAAAGCUUUGAUAUCCAAGAAGUGAGAACAUCUACACUUACUAAAGUUCACCUGCAACAGCCGAUUUCUAGUCCUCAGGACAGCAGCAGUUUUGAAUCCAGAGGAAGUGAUGGUGGAAGCAUGCUUAAAGUUCUGCCUUUGAAGACGAGUCUUACUCCAAGCUCUCAAGAUGAUAGCAACCAGGAAGAUGAUGGCCAGGAUAGCUCUCCAAAAUGGCUAGACUCUGGUUCAAGUUCAGAAGAAGAAUGCACUACUAGUUACCUAACAUUAUGCAAUGAAUAUGGGCAAGAAAAGAUUGAACCAGGAUCUUUAAAUGAGGAGCCCUUUAUGAAAACUGAAGAUGCCAAAGCUAUUAAAUGUUUCCCAGCACCUCUUGCUGCUGACUAUGACGGCCACAGCACACAGCUGAUAUCUCAUGAUCCAAAGUUCUUCCCUGAAGAUGAUACCCCAGAAGCAGUUAGUUCUCUAGGACCAUCUGAUUCCCUCAGUAGAUCUAAAAACAGCCCCAUGGAAUUCUUUCGGAUAGACAGUAAGGAUAGCACUAGUGAACUCUUGGGACUUGAUUUUGGAGAAAAAUUGUAUAGCCUAAAAUCAGAACCUUUGAAACCAUUUUUCACUCUUCCAGAUGGAGACAACACUUCCAGGAGUUUUAAAACUGGUGAGAGCAAGGUAGAGUUUCAAGCUCAUGACACCAUUAGCCGGGGCUCCAAUGACUCAGUUCCAGUUAUUUCUUUUAAAGAUGCUGCUCUUGAUGACGUCAGUGGUACUGAUGAAGGAAGGCCCGAUCUUCUUGUCAAUCUUCCUGGUGAACUGGAGCCAACAAAAGAAGCUGCGGCAGUGGGCCCUACAAAGUUUAUACAGGCUAAUACAGGCAUUAUAGAAAAUAAACUGUUGGAAGCCCCUGAUGUUUUAUGCCUCAGGCUUAGUACUGAACAAUGCCAACCACAUGUAGAAAGAGACACAGAGGAACUGAGUGAUCCCCAUAGGCCCAAAUCCCACAGUAUGACAGAGAAACACUAUGCACAGGAGGAUCUUGAGGUGUUAUUUAUAGCUGCUGUGGAACACGGUUGUUCAGGAGACAGAUCUUUGUUGCACAGCUCAGAUCCUGAGUUUCAAGGACUGGAAGUGAUUGGGUCAGCACUAACUGCAAACAACACAGAAGAAAGCUUAUUCCAUAUAUCUACCCCACUGUCAGGUGCUAAUAACUAUAGUACAAACACAGACACUUUAAAAACAGAAGAAGUAUUGCUGUUUACAGAUCAAGCUGGUGAUUUGACUAAAGAGGAGCCAACUUCUUUAUUCCAGAGAGACUCUGAGACCAAGGGAGAGAGUGGGUUGGCCCUAGAAGGAGACAAGGAAAUACAUCAGAUUUUUGAGGACCUUGAUAAAAAAUUAGCACUCAGCUCCAGGUUUUACAUCCCAGAGGACUGCAUUCAAAGAUGGGCAGCUGAAAUGGUGGUAGCCCUUGAUGCUUUACAUAGAGAGGGGAUUGUGUGCCGUGAUUUGAACCCAAACAACAUCUUAUUGAAUGAUAGAGGACACAUUCAGCUAACGUAUUUUAGCAGGUGGAAUGAGGUUGAAGAUUCCUGUGACAGCGAUGCCAUAGAGAGAAUGUACUGUGCCCCAGAGGUUGGAGCAAUCACGGAAGAAACUGAAGCCUGCGAUUGGUGGAGUUUGGGUGCUGUCCUCUUUGAACUUCUCACUGGCAAGACUCUGGUUGAGUGCCAUCCAGCAGGAAUAAAUACUCACACUACUCUGAACAUGCCAGAAUGUGUCUCUGAAGAGGCUCGCUCACUCAUUCAACAGCUGCUGCAGUUCAACCCUAUGGAGCGUCUUGGUGCUGGAGUUGCUGGUGUUGAAGACAUCAAAUCUCAUCCAUUUUUCACCCCUGUGGAUUGGGCAAAACUGAUGAGAUGAACACAAUGAGGGGUUAUCUGCACACUUCCUGAUCUUUCCUGUGACAAGCGUCUCCAGCAUAGAGGCACCUCUGCCUCACAAUCAUUUAUGGAACAGCAAAUCAUUUGAAUAAAGACAUUUAAGGAA